Messenger RNA from Cooperia oncophora, 631 nucleotides. The record is from the annotation of a GenBank genome assembly. Lineage: Eukaryota; Metazoa; Nematoda; Chromadorea; Rhabditida; Trichostrongylidae.
AUGGUGCAGUACAAGCUGAAGUAUUUCGAUGGACGAGGAAUGGCUGAGAUCAUUCGACAGGUGUUCACGGUCGCAGGUCAAGAGUUUGAGGACGUACGCUACUCAUUUGAAGAGUGGCCAAAACACAAAGAUGAAAUGCCAUUCGGUCAAAUGCCAGUGCUUGAAGUCGACGGCAAGCCGCUCUCGCAGUCAUUCGCUAUUCUUCGCUAUCUAGGCAGAAAGUUCGGUAAGGACGCUUCGGCUCCAAUACCUUAUGUUCUGGUGGUCUUUCUGGAAAGAACGCGUGGGAAGAGGCGACGGUCGACUCAGUUGGCGACCAAAUCAAAGACUUACGUCUUGGAGAUACGUCCGUUCAUCAGAGCCUCAGCCGGACUCGCUCCUGGAGAUCCAGAAGAUCUGAAGAAGGAUGUUUACAUUCCUGCACGCGACAAGUUCUUCACUCUCAUGGAGAAAAUGUUGAAAAAUAACAAGUCUGGAUAUCUCGUUGGAGAUUCCCUGACCUGGGUUGAUGUGUACCUUGCCGAAAUGGCCGCAAUGGACAGUCAAGCAGUGGGAUCCUGCAACAAAUUCCCGGAGGUCACAGCUCAUGCGGAGAAAAUACAUUCAAUUCCGAGUCUCAAGAAGUACCUCC